CUCGCGCGGCCUCCUCCCUCGUCUCUUCCGCAAUGCCACCACCACCACCACCACCACCACCACAAUUUCUCUUCCCCUCUCAAGCUCGAUCCAUGGCGACCACCACCCUCCUCUACCACAGCCGCCCCCUCCCUUCCAGGAAGCCCCGCCGCAAAAAACCCUCACCAAAACCCCCUCCUCCUCCCCCCGCCACCUACAUGCGCGACACCAUCCACAAGGUUUCCUCCAUCCUUCGCUACUCCCCCUGGGACCUGGCCCUUCCGCAGCUCCGCUCCCUCCCCAUCAAAUGGGACUCCUUUACCGUGAACCGCGUACUCAAGACCCACCCUCCCAUGGCGAAAUCCUACCUCUUCUUCCGCUGGGCCGGGUACCUCCCCGGAUUCAAGCACGACCGCUUCACCUAUACCACCAUGCUCGACAUCUUCGGCGAGGCGGGGCGGAUCGAGUCCGCGCGGGCCGUGUGGGCGGAGAUGGAGGCGCAGGGGAUCGCCCCCGACGCCGCCGCGUUCACCUCGAUGAUGCACUGGCUCGCCAAAGCCGGGGACUUGGACGGGGCCGUGAGGGCGUGGGGGGAGAUGAGGCGGCGGAGAGGCGCUGAGUGUCGACCCACGGUUGUGUCGCAUACGGCGUUCAUGAAGGUGCUGUUCGACCAUGGCCGCCCCGAGGAGGCCGGGGAGGUUUACAGGGAAAUGAUUGAAAUGGGGCUGAGGCCGACAUGCCACACCUAUACCGUGCUCAUGGAGUACCUCGCGGGUGCUGGUAAAUUUGAAGCUGCUCUUCAAAUAAUGGAUGAAAUGCAGGAAGCAGGAAUCCAACCUGACAAAGCAGCAUGUAAUAUUCUUGUCCAGAAAUGCUCGAAAGCUGGUGAAACAUCAGCGAUGAAUCAAGUUCUCCAGUACAUGAAGGAACACUUUAUAGUUCUUCGCCGUCCAACAUUUUUGGAAGCAUUAGAAGCUUUAAAAAACAAUGGCGAGAGUGAUUGCCUCCUUCGAGAAGUAAACCCUCACCUCUCGCUCGAAGGCAUUGACAACGAUAUUGACAUUAAUAAUAGUAAUUCUUAUUCUAUUAUUGAUAGGGGUAUUGUUCUAUAUCUUUUGUCUACGAGGAACUGGAUUGCGCUAGAACAUAUAUUAGGCGAGACAGCAUGUCGUGAUAUAAAUAUUGAUCCCCAUAUUCUUUCGGAAGUUACCCAAGAUAGCUGUACAAAUAAUAGACCAUCUUGCGCACUAGCAGUAUUUCAGUAUUGUUUAAGAAUGAGGAAAGAGCUUGCAGCAUCUGCAUACGCGUGCCUUCUUGGUUUCUUUGUAAGGAAUUCUUCAUUUCAUACUGUCUUGGAGAUAGUUGAAGAAAUGUCAAAAGCAGGGCAUAAUCUUGGAGUGUAUCUAACUUCAGUGUUAAUAUACAAGCUUGGCUGUGCUGGGCUUUCUUCUUAUGCUGAAAGGGUCUUUAACUCUUUUCUCAUGGAACACAAUGUUGUUACCUAUACUGCACUAAUGGAUGCUUAUUUUCGAGCUGGUAAAGUUGAUAAAGGAGUUGAGCUAUACUCGAGAAUGAAAAGUCAAGGAAUUUCUCUCUCAUCCGGCUCAUAUGUUGUACUUAUAAAUGGCUUAGAGAAGGCUGGGAGAAUACAUGAUGCAGAAAUUUGUAGGAAAGAGAAGCGGAGGUUAGAGUGGAAAGAUCGUUCUCAAGAAGAGAUUGUACCCGAUGAGAUUUUGUGUAACUGUCUCUUUGGCGGAGAUAAUGGAUAGCAAAGUGUGAAGAAUUGUUUCGAGGUCAAACUUAUAGUCAUUCAACAAUUUGGUUUAUGGUCUUGCUGUAACUUACUAAGGUGCUGAAAAGAAUAAGGAACUGCUGCAGGAAAAGCUGGCGAUUUCGGAACCAAAGCUUUAAAAAAGAGAUGAACAAGAAGUGAUGCUCUUGGGGUAAAGAUUUCUAGCACUAUAUUCUGGAGAAUGCUUUACUCAGCACUAUCUCCUGUAUUAUGAGCUAAAUGUACUGAUAAUGCUUUCAAGGAAGUGAAUGGACUUUUCACAAAAGUUUUCGGAAUGUGACACUAGAAUGCAUGGUAUUUUUCUGUGUAUCAAAAUCGUUCACACAAGUUUUCAUUUAGUGAAAGGGUAAUGUAGUUGGAGAAGAAUUAAAUGAAAAUGUUUUAAUUGCAGAGACUUCUAAGCAAAGGUGUUACUUCACAAACAUACUAUGUCAACAAGCCUACACAUUUUUUACGUUUGCUAAUGCCACGCAUGAUGAAGAAACAGUUCAGAAGAGAUACUGGAUUGUCUUUACCUCUUCUAUGAAUAACUGAAUUUCUCCUCAGCAGGUCAGGGAAAGCUAUGCGGAUUGUGGAAUUCAAUUUAUUAUCAACUCAUUAUUUUGUAUCAAUUUAUUAUUGUUUGGAAAUAAUAUUACUUGUAGUUUCUUUCUCACCAUACUCAAGUGAAUAUAUUAGUUGUGAACUUUUUAGUUUUUGGAAUCACCUGUGGCUCUCAGCCCUGUUUGUCAGUUA
Molecule: messenger RNA, 2506 nt
Organism: Ananas comosus (pineapple)
Lineage: Eukaryota; Viridiplantae; Streptophyta; Magnoliopsida; Poales; Bromeliaceae
Product: pentatricopeptide repeat-containing protein At2g01390
Exons: 2
Coding region: 33-1748 (571 amino acids)
Molecular function (GO): protein binding
Source: RefSeq, a predicted model, not a curated record